AUGAAGAAAGUGAAGCAGUUUGACUCCUCAAAUGCCAAGUCAAAAAAGCAGAUGGCAACAUCACCACACACUCUAAGAAGAACUUUGGUUUUCCAUAAUGCUCUUUUUGCUGAGCUGGGAGACAGAUGUGAAAGUCUGUCAUCUGAGAGAGAAAAACAACUCAUUUCGAAGAUAAUGUCAGGAAAGAUCCUCAAGAAGUAUCGCCUACUGAAAAUGGCUAGAACAGAAUUUGGCCUCUCAGCCAAGAGAAUGAGAAAUAAUGAAAAGAGGUCAGCAGCACUUAAAUACACAGGGAAGAAGCAAAAAAAAAACAUCAGCACAGACACAGAAGAGAAAAUCAAGCAAUUCUUGGAAAGAGAUGAGAACAGCAAAGCAACAACAGCCAAGGCAGCAGCUCCUAUUUCCUCAGUUCCAGAGGGUCGCGUCAUUGGAGUGGUGACACGAGACGAUCCGGCACUCACCACUUCGGCUCCCGAGAGCUCGUCCCAGCCUGUCAGCCUCCGCGGUAAACGCGAGCGGAGGGUCUCGUGGGAGUCGGUGUCUGAGGGGUCCGCCACAGAACCUGUCACACCCACCAUGACCAUGGCAGAACCCACCUCACCUGCCACAUUAUCUGCGCCACGGCCGCGGAGGAAGAAGAGGAGGAAGGGGAUCACCUGUCCUCCACAUCAGCCUCGGCCAGGGUUGACACCUCAGCUCAAGCCUGCCACAGACUCUGCUCCACAGCCAGCGUCAGCGCCCCCUGUCUCACCGGCUCCGCAGCCAGCUGCAGCGCCCCCUGUCUCACCGGCUCCACAGCCAGCUGCAGCGCCCCCUGUCUCACCGGCUCCACAGCCAGCUGCAGCGCCCCCUGUCUCACCGGUGCCGCAGCCAGCUGCAAUGCCUCCUGUCAAGGCUACUCAGCCAGCUGCAGCGCCUUCUGUUUCGCCCCCUGUAUCGCCUCCGCUGCCGGAUGCAGCGGCCCCUGUUUCGUCUCCGCAGCUGGAUGCAGCGCCCCCUGCCUUGGACUCUGUCUCACCAUCUGUGUCUGCUUCCAUCUCCAUGUCUUCCUUGGACUCUCUUCCCUACCCUGCCAGGCCUUUUUUCUCUCAUCCUGCUCCUGUGUCUGCCCCUUUCCUGCCCAGAGACCCUGCCUUGUUCCCCAUUGUGCCUCCUGUCCUCCCUGCCUUAACCUUGCCUCAGUUUGCCCCUACUGGACCUGCCUCACCUACUAAGACCCCCAAGCCUGCCCGGACUCCUCGUCCCAAGCCCUCCUCGGGACCCAAGACCCCUUGCCCACCCAGUUCUACCCUACCUGGACCUCCUCCUAUGAACUUUUUUGUUUCCCCGCCACCCCUCCCUUGCUGUCGUGUCACGUGUCUAGUGUUCCCCUGA
Molecule: messenger RNA, 1374 nt
Organism: Paramisgurnus dabryanus
Lineage: Eukaryota; Metazoa; Chordata; Actinopteri; Cypriniformes; Cobitidae
Source: RefSeq, a predicted model, not a curated record